AUGGGAUCCAUGACUUCCUGGCUCUCCUGCAUCAUGGCUUCCUCAAAGCUCCAAGACACCGAGGAGGUUUUUGACUUGGACUCAGUGAUCCCAGAGACGGUCAGACUGGACAGCAGCCUCCAUAAGGCCCGGGCCCAGCUGCUGGCCAAGGGCAGGCGCCACCGGCCAUCUCGCUCUCGGCUACGGGACAGUGCAAGCUCAGCUGAAGAGGGCGAUGGCCCAGAAGGGCCCGGGGUCAAGGUGACAGAUGGCUGCGGGAGCCCCCUCCACAGGCUGCGUUCCCCGCUUCACUCGGGCCCGGGUUCUCCCCCCGGCGGACCUUUCACCUUGGAGCCCCCGGGGCUUCGGCGGAGCCUGGACGAAGACGAGCCACCGCCUUCACCCCGCACCCGCUACCGGCCCCUCCACAAUGCGGCCUCCCACGAGGCUCUCGCAGCGGCCUCCUCAUCGCCCCCACGCUCGGCGCCCAGCUCCGACAGCUCACCCAGCUUUGUGCGACGACAUCAUCGGGCUGAGCCUCACAGCGAAGAUGACAGCCGAGAUGCCAGCCCUUCUGAACCUGCCAGUCCCACUACUGGUCUGGACAAGAAGACUCGUCGAAAAUUUUUGGAUUUGGGGGUUACCCUGCGAAGGGCAUCAACAGGCAAGAGCAGGAAGGAGAAAGGGAGCAACCGACUGUCCAUGGGCAGCAGGGAGUCAGUGGAAGGCUCUGGCCGAACAGGUGGCUCUCCAUUCCUGCCCUUCUCCUGGUUCACAGAUAGCAGCAAAGGUUCUGCUUCCUCUGGGAGCACUGCCUCUCCAGCCUGCUCUCCCAAGCAUGAAGGCUUCAGUCCCAAGAAGUCAGCUUCUCAGGAAUCCACCCUGAGUGAUGAUGACUCCACACCCCCCAGCAGCAGCCCGAAGAUACUGAGCAGUUCCCGACCAGACCCCAAGUGCUCCUACCCUUACCACACACUAUCUCAGUCUUCUGAUGAGUUCCUGGACGAGCCACUUCCAACUGCCAACCACUGGACUAGUCAACAAGUGGGCCAGUGGCUAGAAAGUCUCAACUUGGACCAGUACACUGCUGAGUUUGCAGCUAGACAAGUGGAUGGACAGCAGCUGCUGCAGCUGGAUGGGGGGAAAUUGAAGAGCCUGGGGCUCAGCAACUCCCAUGACCGGGCACUGGUGAAGCGGAAGCUGAAGGAAUUGGUGGCAGCAGCUGAGAAGGAAAGAAAGGCUCAGGAGAAGGCCGAACGGCAGCGAGAAAAACAGAAGCGCAAAGAGGCUGAGGCUCGAAAAAGCUAGAGGCUCCUAUGCUAGGAGCACAGAUCAUGCAUGACUCCCUGCCUGCUGGGGCAGGGGGCCCCUCAAACUCUACCUCCCCCAGCCCAUGGGAGGGAGGAGUAAUCACAAGACCUCUGGAAGAAAGAGAGCAUGAAGAAGUGAAAGCUUAGAUGAGCCUCAAAGUCCCACAUCCUUAGGGGCACACAUUCCCAUUCAUGCCCACUCCAGUACCCCUGACCAAACCCCAAGAGGGGACUCUGCUGACUAAAGGGGGUCCACUGGGGAGGGAGCAGAAUAAAUCUUAUUAUUUCAAAGACCUGCUUGGUAUUGAGUUGAGGAGAGGAACAUCUCCCAAGCCCCCCACCCCCACCCCGGCUCUAAGGAUGGUAGAAUAACCCAACUGCAAAGGACUAGGGGUUAAAUUAAUGGUCCAUAUUAAAAGCAUGUUGGUUGGCUAGGGUGGUGACAGGACUAGGUUAUUACCUGUUUCUGUUUUAGGGUUACUUAUGAGGGUCGGGGGCAGAAACUUAAAGGAAUACUUGCUAAGGAUGGCCUUUGAAUGAUCGGGAUCCACAAAGCAAUUGUACUCUCCCAGAAUGGGAAGACAAAAACAACAGUAAGAAAAAUCAAGGGUAGACACCAAGCCAAAAUAAUAGAAAACUUGGAGAAUCUUCUUUAAGAGACCUGAAAGAGUUAAAGAGAUGGAGAGGGGAAGAGAUAUAGUCUCUCUCAUUUUCUGAUGCCCGAGCUAAGAAGAGUGACUACCCCAAUCUUUGGCUCCCAGCCAAGACUCUGGUCCAUGUUAGGUCUCAAAACUAACCUCUUGGAUUUUAUUUCCUUUUUCCUAGGGAUGGGGAUGGUGGGGAAAGGAAGCCUGAGUAUACUCUUGAGGGCAGGGUGGCAUUAGGUGUUUCCUUCUUUCUGUCAAACUCUGUUAAGCCAAGAGACAACUCUAAGUAGAAAAGGGCUGGUCAGAAUUUAGAGGGCAAUGAUAGAACUUUUUCCUUCAACAGAUAGAAGCAAUUGAGUUUGGCAUCUAAUUAACAAAAAUAAGUUGUUACAACAGGAAGUUAUCAGAUGUGAGUUUCUUCCCACACUCCCUCCUCCAAUUCCAGGUGAGCCCCUUCCCAGUCCAGCCCCAAAUUUCACCCUCCCACAGAUCUGUCUUUCUUGACCCCAUGAAAGUGUCUUGGGAUUUGUCCACCCACAAGGACUUGUAUCCUAAGAUCCAAAGCUCUCCAUGAGGCAUCCCCUAUCAAUUAUCUUUAAACGUUGGUUUCAUAGCUCAUUUCUUGCUGGUAAAGCUGCUGUGAAGAAGACAGCCCCACUUUAGGGCCUAUGUUGUGUGUGUGUCAGGGAAAGGGGUAUUAUUAGAUCAUCCCUCAUAAUCUAUAGGGUCUCCCUUCUGAGAAGAGUGCUUCAGAGAACUUUAGAAUUGGAAAUGAUGGGCAUAGUCAGAGAAGAGUCAGCAGAGGGCACCAAAGUGCCCUAAGGGAUGGGCAGAGCCCAGGCCUUCCUUCCGGGUUAGUAGUUCUUGGGGCGACGUGCCAAGAACUGGCUUUUGCCCUUGUUAGGAAUGUCCCAGCGGAGUGACAUGGGCUAAGCAGUGGACUUCUUCCCUCCUGACUCCCCUAAAUGCCCAAAGACUUCAGACAAGGCUCAGGGACAUGCUUGUCUUCCUUCUAGGAACCAAUAGCAGAUGUAAGAAAGGAAUGUCUAAGAGAGAAAUAAAGGUUUCCCCUCUCUCCUGGGAGACUCACCAGGAUGGGUCUGGACACAGAGAUUGACUUCCUCUUUUGGACCCAGAAA
Messenger RNA from Gracilinanus agilis (Agile Gracile Mouse Opossum), 3075 nucleotides. It is a transcript of the gene SAMD14, whose product is annotated as sterile alpha motif domain containing 14. Gene Ontology annotation, molecular function: actin filament binding. NCBI's taxonomy places the organism in Eukaryota, Metazoa, Chordata, Mammalia, Didelphimorphia, Didelphidae. Gene Ontology annotation, biological process: neuron projection development; calcium-mediated signaling; actin filament organization. The coding region runs from base 1 to 1287 and encodes 428 amino acids. Gene Ontology annotation, cellular component: actin cytoskeleton; postsynaptic density; dendrite. The record is from RefSeq and is a predicted model, not a curated record. The transcript has 10 exons.